Messenger RNA from Plasmopara halstedii, 14409 nucleotides. RefSeq names its product hect e3 ubiquitin. Gene Ontology annotation, molecular function: metal ion binding; protein binding; ubiquitin-protein transferase activity. Bases 1 to 14409 code for a protein of 4802 amino acids. Gene Ontology annotation, biological process: protein ubiquitination. The transcript has 2 exons. Lineage: Eukaryota; Oomycota; Peronosporomycetes; Peronosporales; Peronosporaceae. The record is from RefSeq and is a predicted model, not a curated record.
AUGAGUAGCAGCGGCACGCGAAGCAAGCACACGCGGUUGCUGCGGCAAGCUAGCGUGCUGCAUGAACUGCAGGAAUCACAGGAAAGAAACUCAUUGGAAAUUCGCUACGCGCGUCUAAUGGCGGAGUUGGCCGCGCUUUGCAGCGACCGGAGUAACGUCAUCACGGCCGAGUCUUUGCAAUUUUUUGCCACCACCGGCCGCGCCGAACCUGUCAAGCUCGAGCGUGCACCAGAGCGUACAGAUACACAGCAGAAACAGACAAGUAGCAAGCAGGAUGACUUGCUGAGCGCUGACGCCGCUCGCCGCCAGCGUGUCGAAGAGUUGACGCGAUUUUUUAUGGAGGCCAAAUCAGAUAUUGAGUUUGCGUUGGGUGGCGGACGCGACUUUCACGAGGCUAAGGAUAAAGAAAAGGAUGUCGAAAGUGAGCGCGACGAGGAUAAAGAAGAUGCUGAUGCUGAGGACGACAUCCAAGAUGACACCGAGGACCCUAUCAAGCGACUGGCCAGGCUGCACUCAAGGCUGCUUAAGGACAAAGUGGACACUAGAGUAUACAAUGUCAUGCUUGGCUCAAUUCGAGAACAAGACCCGGCGUUGUAUGGUGCCAUUCUGUGUCAUCCGCUUGUUUCUGGCGUGGACCCCAAAAAAGACAAGAAGAAGAAAAAAAAGCGAAAGGAUCGAGACCGAAAAGAGAAGCAGUCAUCGCAGUCCAAUAUUGGAGCUGGCAUGCUCACCCCUGAUUUGACGGCUGAACCUUUAACAGAUGAAGAGAUGAAGAUCAACAUCUGUCGCUUCGUUGCUAGAAGUAUUGCAGAUGGAUCGCUGCAGGCACUGAUGCUUGCGGUGAAACUCGUUAUGUCUUUCAUGGAUCAGCAAAAUAAGUCAAACAAGGCGGCCCCACCAACUUUUCAGAUUGCGUCGCAUUUGCGAGUUUUGCGAGGAGAGAAAGCGCCUGAGUAUAAGAUGAAACAAACGGAUUCAACUGCAACUUUUGGAAAGAAAAAAGUCAUGACGCCGACCAAGUUAGAUCAAACCAUGACAGAAGCUAGUGCUUUAGAGGGUGGGGAAGAAAACGUUGGGACAGAGUUAAAAAGCGACGUUUUGGAGAACACAUCGUCUGCAGAAAUGGAUUUGGACUCAGAGAGUGGAUCUAUCGUUAAGCUUCGUGUUCAAAUGAGUCAAUUUGACAAUGAUGGACAAGAUGCAGACGCUGAUGAUGAUGACGCGGAAGAGCGUGGGGAAGGGGAUGAUAAAUUUAGAGAUGAAGGUGUGGAUGAAGAUGCACUGAUGGCCCGUGCAAUCGCUUUGUCUCUCUCCCCCGAAGACCAAAACGCCUCGAUUGAUGCUCCAGCGACUCCAAAGAGUGAGACUGAUUCAGACGGAGCUUCACAAAAUCAAAACUCUCAUUCUGCCGAAAUCAAUUUCCCGGCUAGAUUUUCUGCUAAGGAAUUAUUGCAGCUUGGCCCGUUUAAAGUACCCACUGAACCGUUCAAUGAUAUCGAUGGCGUCGCUGUCGUGAUGACAUUAAUAGCGCAAAUGACUGAUGUGUGCAUGGAGUACUUAAAAUCGUGCCAGCUGGGUAUUUUACCAAACAAAUCACCUGUUCAACCGCAUCCACUGACAUUUAUGCUCUUAAAUUCCCUCUUGAAAGAUCUGCACAAUUCAGUCGUAUCUUAUUCUGGUUGGUCUGCUGAACCUAUCUGGACUGCAAAGUGGAGUUUAUUCUCGUCAUGCUCGGUGCUUUCACUUUUUCGCGUGUUAGAAGUAAAUCUGUUUCACGUUGAAUUGAUGGGGAUUGCCCCAGCAUCUGUUGGUCUUGGACAAAUUAGCAAGCCAAGCGUCUCGCAAAAUGAUGAUAUCGGCGAAGGCGGGAACCCGCUGUUGGAGAGUUUAAAGUCACUAGUUUUAGAUUGUAUCACCGCAGAGAUCCCAUCUCAAUGUGAAGUCGACAAUGAUAUUAUCAGGACUAUAAUUCUCGCAAGUCCAGAUUCUUGCUCUCCCAAUGACGUUCAGAAUGCCGCCGCAUAUUACUCUUCUCGAAUACGCGAACAAGCUAUGGCAGUGUGGAUACGCGCUUUUGCUAUAUUUUACGUCAGCCAGACAGAACGGCAUUCGAUACUGGCAUCAAACUUAAUUGAGUGCCUUAAACUCGCCCGGGAAGGUAAGCAAAACGUGGAAUGGAAAUUUUACCAGCUAGACCUCUUGUGCGCUCGUUUGGCUUUACCCGAUAUGGUACAACAAUUUGUGCCAGCCUGUGUGGAUGCAAUCGAACACGAUGGCAAGGCUGAGCAUAUUCAGAAAAGUGAUAGCGGAAAAGAGUCAAUUCUGAAACUCAUUGAUGAUGGAGUCCUCAUAAAUGCCGCCUCAAGGACUGGAGGUAUUAAAGCGAAGUGGGAUCCUGCUAUUGUUCGUGCUUCACUUGAUGCGGGAUCAUUAAGCUUACGCUGCCUGUACGAUUAUAUUUUCGGGCAUGGUUCGUCUGGUCUUUUGAAUGCCGAUUCGGAAAGUUCUGGUGGUGGUUUAAGCGACAAUGCGUUAAACGCUGAUGCCCUAGCUAAUGCUUACGAUGAUUUGUGGUAUCUCGGUCGCAGGCAGAAGGCUGAAGAGUUGGAAUGUAUUAAUCGCUUGCCCAGUCUUGUUGAUCUAUUACGCGAAAGCGUCUUGUCUGAAGGGUGGCAUAACUUUUCAUUCGAAGACAGCUACGACCUAACGCAUGCUCCGUUGCUACCUCUUCUUGAAAAAGUCGAUAAUUCGCGCCUGCAAGCUUUGAAUUGUCGAAUUGUUCUGCUUCGGUCUCUUCAAGAUCUGAUGAUUCAGCGACUCGGGGGAUCACGAGGUGACGAGCUUCCCGCAUUAGAAUUUGAUCCUUCAAGGUGCGCUGAGACGAUGACUCUUUCGGACGGGAAUCGAACUGCAAAGCAAUACACAGCGAAACAGUGGGGUAUGGUCAUAGCUACGACUGGUUGCCCUCCAAAUACUGGAAUACAUGAGUGGGGCGUUCGUCUUGAUCGCUGUGAAAAGGGACAUAUUUUUCUUGGGGUGUGUACGAGAGAUGCUUCAGUAGCUACAUAUGUUGGUGGCGACCGACAGGGCUGGGGGCUAAUUGGCACUCGAGCGCUCUGGCAUGCCCGAAGUAAAGUUCGCGGCGACUAUGGUGAUGGAUUUACAACGGGCAGUGUUGUACGUGUCCGAUUGAAUACAGAUAGUGGAGCUCUUUCAUUUGGUGUUGGUGAUAGCGAUUGGGGUAUUGCUUUUGAUGGCUUGACACAGCACGGUACUUUGUACCCUGCAAUUGGGUUGUACCAACGAGACGAUCAAGUGACUAUUUUACCUGUCCAACCGUUAGCGGGUACAACGUUUGGUUCAUCUCGAGGCAGUAGCACUAUAAAGCUGACUAAAUUGGCAAUUCCUGCAGUUCUCAAGCCGUUCUUACAUCACGCUGGAACCUUGUUGGAAUCGUGUUGUUCAUUUUUGUCAAGCCCUGUGCUGAAUGAUCUGAACAUUGCUUUAGGUCAGCAACUAAGUCUUACGUCAAGUCAAAAAGCCCAGUAUGCACAAAAGUAUGAAAUGCUGUUAACUUCUCACCCACUACUGUUUAACAUGAUUAUCCCGCUUGUCAGUUCCUUAAGUCUCGUUAAGGACUACCACGGGUUGUGCUCGAUUCUGGCUAUCACGCUUGUGCCAUGGUGUAUUCGCACUGUACAAUGCAUCGAGCAUGUAAAUCAAGCACUUCGAGCGUUGAAAGAAAGCAAUGACGACACCUCCUUCGGUAACCUUGUGCUUAGCGUUGCUGGAGAAUGGGAAUUGAAGAGUAUGGCUGCAGGCAAUAUUCCGGCUCAGCAAUACCAUCUUACGCUCAGUCAAGGCAAAGAUGGAUCAAUGCAAGGGCGCAGCAGCGGUUCGUUUACCAGUGUGACAUUGAAUGGAAUCGCUCGAGGAACAAAAGUGUCUUUUAUAGAAACUUGGCGCCAAGGAGGGACCUGCUUGGUUGAAGGACGUUUACGUGCUGAUGGCACCGUAUUUACAGGCAGUUACGAAGACACCAAGAGUCAUACAAGUGGCUGUAUUGUAGGAAACAAAAUUUUGCCAGAAAGCAAGGAUACGAACGGCAGUCAAAUGGUGAGCAAUAGCUUAGUUAUAUUAGAAAUGGUGAUUUCCAAUUUACUGGGCUACUUCAGUCAUGCGUUGAUCAGUCUGGAAAACGACGAUCUGCUUGCCAAAAAUAUGGGUGCAAGUGCGUUAAGCGCAAAUGAGACAGUCGAGAGGGAAAUAGACGAAGGUGAUGACGCAGACUUGUCUAGGUUCUUGUCCUCCGAAUGCUCACAUAAUGAAUACGAUGAGUGGGUGAACAGUAGCUUGCUUGAGGGUGGACUACCACGAAACAAUGUUCAAACUCAUUUAAUGAAUGCGCUUGAUCGAUGUGCCGAUAUUUCUGGCUUAGGGCCUGCCGCGGUGGAUCGAUUACUGCCUGUUCUUUCUAAAGCCACUGAGAAGUGGAAGCGAUUUGUGUUACCCAUGACGUUUUUUGACUCUGUCAGCAGCGUCGACAACAUGGGGGCUCAGGUGAAUAGCUUUUUUCUAAGGGAAUUUAUUGAAAAUCGCGGUGAAGUGGUGUCGUUAGAUCGGUGGGUUUUGAAGCACGUUGGUGAGUCACCUUUUGUGCGGCUUGGGGGGGAGCCUAUGAAAGUUACUCGACGAACUGUCUGUGCUGCCAUGAUAUGGCAUAGUGGUUCUUUGGAGUUCGUUAAAAAAUGUAUUGAUAACGCGCAGAGUCUUUUUGCCGAAGGUGAUGUCCGACCACAUGACAACUUGAUGCAUAUUUGGCGGGCGGCUCAGAGAGUAAUCGAGUGGGCAAUUCGGGCAAAAAAGUCGAUGGGGUCUUCUUACACUGUUGUUGCCGAACUAGUUAUCCAAAAAGCCCAGUUUUUGCUCCAGGUUGAGCCCAGCGCCAAAGCUCUUGCAGCUGCUGAGGCCGUAUUCGCACUGACAACAGGGGACAUGGGUGUUCCGAAAAUAAAAGCUAAAGCCGCAGUGUAUGAAUGCGCUGAGCGCAUCUACAGCGACACAUUGGUCCAAGUAGCUCGGUUCGUGGAAGCUCCUAUUCGCAUAGCAGUGCUGCAGUCGAAGAUGCUAGAAAAUUGCUCUGCUGCUUUUUUUCGGACAAUUGGAAUGCUAUCCUUUAGAUAUUUUGUCGGUGACUCGAGUAAUACUCACCGUGGAGUCCUAUCUCCGGAACGUCACGAAAUCAUUCGGUCUUCAUUCGCUUUAAGUAGCGCAUUGCAGUGGCUGUCCCCUAUAAUGGCUGACCCAAAGACUAAUUGUGGUCGUGCCGCGCCUUUGGACAAGGAAUUCGGCGAUUUUAGUUCUAUUUUAACAGCAUCAGCCCAGACUAAUUCAAUGGAUUUAUCUUACUACUUGAGUGGCCUCGGUGGUUGCGGAAAGCACUUGAGAAAUGACUUAAGGACCUCUUUUGAGUCAUUGUAUGGAUACCUUAGUGCGACAUUGUCUAAGGCUACUUGGGCUCACGACACUGAUUUGCAAUUGGUUAUCCUGCUAGCAUGGGGAAUUAUCAUUCAGCCAGAUGAUCACUCAUUUUUAUCACGCGUCGGGAUUUUUAGAGUGCUGCAAACGGUAUUAGACGAAGCUCGUGGAUCUAGUGAUGCGAACUUGACUGAAACUUCGGGUAGCCUGCCGCUUGAUUCGAUAAAUGAUUCGGUUUUUAAUGCUGAGAACAAAAAAAAGAUAGUCCAGGCUGCAUUGAAAGUAGUACAUUUGCUGGCUGCGCAAGUUGCUCAUGUCAGCGAUACAGAUGGUCUGAUUAGCUCAUCUGACCUUCCGUCGUCGUCUGGUCUCAGUUUAGGAUCGAUCCCGUUGUUGCGCAAACCCUCUGGUCCAGAGACAUUGGGCAAAUCCGUUUUUCAUAUGCUGUACACAGAAUUAAAAAACUCGCUGGAAGACAUGCGACGGAAUCGAGAAAAGUUGACAUUUGAAGCCACUUCUACAGCGUUUGUAACUGAUCCUACACAGUCGAGUGAUUCGGGCUUGUCAAAAGAGUCGGUGGCUUCUGGAAUUAGUAUGGACGAUGCUCAAGAGUAUUGCUACCAAAUCUGCUCGCUCUUGUACUCGGUGAGCGGUUCGCCUGUCUGCAGGUCGCAUCUAUCAUCUUCUCGGUGGCUUCGACUACUACUUGCCCUCGUAGAUGUGGAUUCACCUCAGAUACAACGACGGAUUCUUAAACUCCUUCGUCGCCUCUUGCCGUCCCUUGACCCUACCUCACUCAAAGUUCGCUAUGACGAACUCGAAAGUUUUGACAUGGAUAGUGACGACGAACUUGAUGGUGAAGUGCAAGGUGAACAAGAUCAUGCAUCCACAUUGAUCAGCUUUUUUGUAGGAAUCGUGGGUCUGAUUAGCCCACCAAGCGUCGCAAAGGUAAUGCUUCACCGGCUCGCUAGCGUAGGCACUUCGAAAUGUGUCGACGCCACAAGGCCGGAAGAAAAUUUUGGCUUUUUUGGUGGGGUGCUCGCUGCAGAAGUUGUUCUGCUCCUUCGUUCGUUAUAUGAGUCAGAUAAGUGGGCUGAUUAUCUAAAUCGCGCGAUCUCUGAAGCACUUGCCUCCGUCCCGCUUUUGUGUGUCACAGAACACGACACAGAGGGAGCAAAUACUGCCGAUUCCGAUAUCGAAAUGGAAGACGUGUCAAGGGAGAUUCCGUCACUCGAAAGUUGGUCGGCCCAAAUCAAGAAUUAUGAACGAGCCUUGUCUGCACUCUGUAUACUUGAUGGUCACAUUGAAGGUCUCCACGUCGGCGGGACAGUUAAAAUUAUGCCUCGGGCUGGCUCUACAUUGCAAGAGAUUGCAUUUCGAGGAGCUAGAGGUGUGAUUGUUGCGUACGAGCCGGAGAAGUCAGCAGCCGAGGUAUUGCUGCGUGAGAAUCGCACCGAUGAGACUAGCAGCCAGCAAUUUAAUCUUCCUACUCGCUCCGUCACGACACGCCCAAUUCGCGUGCCUAUCGAUGAUUUGUUUGUAGUCCCAGAGGUUGAGCUGUCAGCCGAUGUGUUUUCUGACGAGGUUUUGCGGUCCUUGCUUGUUGAACGAUUCCCCUACUUCAUGGUGGAAGUGGAAAAGAGCCUUAAGGAGGUGAGCAUCGUCGAUGCUCUUAGCGGAGACGACGAAGGAGGUGGAAACGAUGGAGAUAGUGAGGAUGACGAUGACAUGUCCAAUGAUGGAUCUUCAUCGCCAUCAGCAAUGGACAGCGAAAUGCCUAGUGGCGCUGGUGCUGAUGAGUCCGACUCGGAGGUCAAUAUAUCACCCUGUCACCAAAAUGGUGGUACUGAAUCCACGUGUGCCUCCGAGCCUACCGACAUUUUGGCGGAAAUGGAGAAGGAGUCACGCCUUUACCGAAUGCUGCUUUGUCAGCAUGGCUUACGUGCUUCUGCCACAUUGCUCAGAAACGAAAAUUGCGCUACGAUAUUCAUACGAGGUGUUGGUCCCAAAGGUCUUAAGGACUUACUAGCUGUAGCUGUUUCCGAGAUGCCUACAACGGCAGGCGUCGGCGAUAUCUCCUCGCUUGAAGAAAGCUGGCUUAUGCUGUGGUCUCGUUGGUAUGCGAUACGAAGUGCGCACGCAGCACCAUCCCCUCUUUCUCACGUCAGAAGAGGAAGUAACAAGACAAGUGAUAUCUUGGAUACCUCGAAUUCUUCGGGCGCGAUUGUACAACAAAUGAUGGAAAUGGGAUUUCCUAAGGAAUGGUGUGAUGUUGCUCUAGCUCGCUGUUCUCAGAAUGUUGAAGCUGCGAUAAACUUUUGUUUUGAGCACAGCAGUGAUAUGGAGCGUCUUGUCACGGAGUACCGUUCAAGUCGUUCUAGUGGAGACGGAAGCUCAAAAUUCUCACGAAAAGACGACUUUGAAGCCAUAAGUCCUUUGCUGGAACAGCUAUCUGAGAUGGGAUUUCCUUUCAACUGGUGCAAAAAAGCACUUGCUGCAAACAGGAACAAUGUCGAUGCGGCUCUGACGUGGAUUCUGUCCAACGGCGAGGCUUUGGAAACGGAGGAUAGGCGAGAUGAAGAGAUUAAAUUGCGUGGUUCAGGUGAGGAUGAUACAGAGGGAAAUGCUCCACGUACAAGCACAACUGCUCUAGAAGGUGAAAAUCACGAGCUUAUGCCUAACCCACUUCGAGCUGUAAGUGGCCAGGCCUGCAUUGGAGAGCACGACUUAAUGGUAGAAGGUCUCGUUGGUGGUGGCUUUGCUAGUGUUGGUGCACCCGAUUGUCUCGUUUCAAAUGGCCGGUGGUACUAUGAAGCUAUCCUUCACACCAACGGCUGUAUUCAAAUUGGAUGGGCUGACGUAGCCUUCUGCGGUGCAGCUGAUCGCGGCGACGGGGUUGGUGACGGUGCACACUCCUGGGCGUAUGAUGGUUGGAGACAACAACGUUGGCACGGUCGCUCAUCUCAUUGGGGGUCCAAAUGGAAACAGGGCGAUGUCAUAGGUUGCGGUAUCGAUGCAGAUGCUGGCACUAUUAUCUUCAGUCUGAAUGGCAAGAUGCGAUCAGCAAACAUGGGGGUUGCAUUCAGGGCUAUCGAAUUUGCCCGUGGCGUAUACCCGUGUGCAAGUUUUAACCGAAGAGAGCGUCUGCAGUUUAAUCUCGGGGGAAUCCCUUUCAAGUACUCGCCUCCUCCAGGUUUUAAGCCAAUUUUGAACGUGCUAAGCAAUACCAGCGACCUCGGCUCGGUGCCAAAGGGUUUUAACGUAAUUGGAUCCCGUGAAGAUUGCCUAGAAGAGAGUAUGGGCGAUGAGUAUUAUUCGAGUGACACGAGAUACUUCGCUCGAGACAUGCAUCCAUCAAUGCUUCGGACAUCAGGUCACACUCGCAACAGUAAUUUCGCCCUUGGCUCUGGUAUGACCAAGUCAGACGCCCUUGCUGAAAUUAAAGCACUUCCUGAUAAUCGCGUGUAUGUGGAACUUUUAGUCAUCACGCGUUCACUUGCUAUAUUGCAAGCAAGGCGAGCUUUGCUUACUCUACUAGCGAAAUGGCCGACAUCAUCAGUGGGGUCAUUCUCGGUUGCACGAUGUUUAUCUGGCGACAACUUGCAUAACGUUGACUCUGAGAAAAUGGAUAUGGCAAAAUUUGUCGAUUUUGUAAAACUCAUUGCGAGCUUGAGUGCAAUCCACACUUCCAAUGCAUUGCCCGGCACGUCGCAGAUGCAGCCCGACAGCGACGCUCUUCACCUUCUUAAUUGUGGUGCCACCGGCCGUUUUGCGCUAAGUUUACUAUCUGGAGUUGUGCAAUCUGCGUUAAAUAAUGCUUUAUCAUCAAUGGCAUCCAGAAUCGAAGAAAAUCAUCCCGUAGUAGAUUCGAUUACUUCACGAAUAUAUUGGGAGGUUAAAAAGGCAUCUAAUCGCCAGUAUGCUCGAGUUCCAUGGAAUUCAUCGGAGGCGGCCAUAACUACAGUGCUCCUGCAGAUUACAGCUGAAGCAGGCCAGGCGUGGUCUGAUAAGGAAGUACUCAAUCACCCUAACCUCUACCUAGCGGAGUGGCUAAGUACUUUGCUGCUUAAAUCGUUAGAGGCGCACAAGAAUCUGCUCUCAUCACCUUUGCACGAUCAAAUCCGGCAACUAAUGCUUCAAGCUUGGGUAUCAGCAUUGAAAUCUCCCAGCAUAUGCGUUAAGGAACGUGGAGCAACAAUCCUUGGAGGAAUGCUACAAGAUAUUCUACCGAAGUCAUGUGGGAUCACAGAGCCGCACGAUGUUCAGGGUAUUGACGCUGAAACGAAGAUCCGUUUGAAAAAGGCCUUAGAUGCUCUUCCAUUGCGACGCCUUAUAAAUCUUUCAAAAGAACGGAUAUUGCGCGAGUACUCGAAUGCGCCUGUAUGCUCAAAAUAUGUCCAGAGCCUUGUGGAACUUGUUUCUGCCGCUGGUUUAGUGCUCAGUGCUGUGGGACAGUCUACCGAUAAGCUUUUCAAAAGCAGUAUGUCGCUGCGGCUGCAGGCAUGUAAACAAAUUGAGGUCGAUCUGAGGCCAAUCGACGAAAAGGAGUACGAAGAAUUCGAGGCUGCAAAAAAGCUUCAACAGGUGCGAAAAGCCCAACAGGCUGCUGAGGAAGCUGUAAAGCUUAAAAAUCUUUUAGCAGCGCAAGCAGAAACUGCGGAAGCUGAUAUAUUGGACAGAGUUUCAUCCUCUAGUAUGGGUCAAGUGGAUGCCACGGGCAAUGAUAUUGAUCAAGAUGUCCAAAAUGGUACCAAUGUCGCACAAAAUGGUGCUGUAACAAACAUGGAUGUUGACAAUAGUGACACUGAGGAAGCUCCGGCCAUUACACUGUCCGCAAUUGCUAACAUGGCAAACGAAGAUAGCGAUGCUAUGGUAUCCCCUGCUGCCGUUCCGCCGGCAUCGGAAGACCGACUGGAUAUAAAAGGAUUAAGACGUCGAACCAAUCUGCCUGUACCCGAAUUAGUUCAGGACAAUGCUGAUACCAAGUUUGAGUUUCGCCCACCGCUUGAAUACCCCGUCCUCGAUGACUCUAUGCUUGAUCCGCAUGAAGUUGAUGUGCUGGAGGCCGCAAAGCGUGGCAUCAUGGGGGAUGAACCAAGAGGCUGGAAGCAUGGCAAUAGCGUGGGAGUGCUUGCUGAUGCUCAUACGCAGCUCUGGAGUGGUUCUCUGACUCAAUUCAGGCUCCGACAGAAGCCAGAAGAGACCAGUCAAACAGAACUAAAGGUUGGCUGCAAGGUAAUUCGUGGACCUAAUUGGAAGUGGCGCGAUCAAGAUGGUGGCGAAGGAAGUGUAGGGGUUGUAGAGGGCGUCUCCCCUUGGAGUGGCGUCGAUGGUGAAGGAAUGUCGGUGCGCUGGCCAAACGAUUCCUUAUUCACUUAUCGAUGGGGUGCAGAUGGAAAUUACGAUUUAAUACACGUCGAAGUGGACAAGGACGGUAACGUCACUCACCAGUAUCCUACUCAAGUUGCGAAACUGGAAGAUGAGGGAUCAUUCGGAUCAGAACUACAUCUUGGUGUUCUGCUUUAUCUCUUUGUUGACUCCAACGAUUCGAGUCACAAAUUAACUGGCGUGAUAGAAUGGCCUGACUACGGUGCUGCUGCUCGCGUAGUUGGUAUAAGAUAUGCCGACGGCUCUUUCUGUAUUCAGGAAUUGCAGCUAACACGUGGUGACCCCGACAUGGGUUGGAAGUUACGCUUUGGGACGGAGAAAUGGCAGCCUGGGACAAAAUAUACUCUUUUUCCCGUAAGCACGCAAGAUGUUGAUGCAACAUCUACUAAUGCUUCCUCUACAGUCGAUACCCUUCGUGGCGAGUACACACAUACAGGCAUCAAAGACGGAGAGGUAGUCGAGAUCCGGGGCAAGCUUCAAGUAUCGACCAAGUAUCUCUUUACGAUGGACCACCACAAUCACUUUUCUACGCUUGGUAUCUCGUCUGAUGGACUGACAGUCACGUGCCAUAGUGGUGAAUCGAGAAACCUUGCACUUGGAACGGUUGGUUUUACCACAGGCGUUCAUUAUUGGGAGGUCCACGUAGACCAAGCUGAGUUCGGUAGCGUGUUUAUUGGUGUGUGCGAAAAGGCUGGUCCACCCGGUUCUCAGGCUGCGUUAUCAAGCCGAUUAAAUAGGUGGCACGGAUGGGGCUUUGUGAAUUUCCGCGCCACGUACCACAAUAGCACAGAAAGGAUCUACGGUGAUCAUUUUAACGCAAGUGACACUAUCGGCGUUCGACUUGAUAUGGAGCAAGGCAAGCUGUCAUUCUUUAUGGACGGAAUUAAGUUUGGCGAGCAUAUCGUGUCGGAUUUAGGUAUCGCAUUUGAAAACAUAAAAGGCGAGCAAAUCUCACGUACACUGUAUCCGUGCAUCGGUAUGCGAAAGGGCGGCGACCGUGUCACGCUAAAUCAAAAGUGGGUCUCGAUGCCCGGAGUGCCUCCAAGCCAAAUUUUAUCGGACGCUGUCGAUGUCAGCAAGUCAUUGCAUUCUUGGUACGUUUCGGUCCAACAAGAGAAAGGAUCUCUAAAGGCUGAGCCACUGGCUGGUGGACCAUCUCCACCUAGUACCGAUGGAAUCGAGGGGAUGAUGUUCUCGACGCCGACGAGUGUGUCUACUCGAGUAAAGCUGCCAGACACGCUCCUUCGUGAAAGUUGGUCGGAGUGGAAGCGAUGGAGGGAGAAUCACUGGCAACGGUGCAAUGUGCGACCACGAGGAAUUUCCGUAGAUUUUGACACAUCUACAGCCGCUUGCAUCCGUGUCAGCAAUAUUGCCGGCCUUAGUGCUCCAUUUUUAGCUGGUGAUCGUGUGCGCAUGUGCUCGAAGUGUGGACAGGAGCUGAACCAGCCUGAAGAAGCUGUAGUCUUGGGUGUCUACCGCGGAUUCCUGUGGUAUCGUACAGAAACACAGGGGAAUGAGGGUGCUGACGAAGGACGUGCGUGGGCCUGGUAUUGGUCUUCCAAUGAGUUGCCAGAGCUUCUUCUGAUUCGCCGUGCUGAUAAAGAUAUGACGUUGAUGGAGAACAGCGCGACGGAUAUGUCGUACCACGAGAAUUCAUCUGAAUUUAGUCCGUUCAAGCCGCGUUCGGCCCUGGAAGAGCGUGCUAUAACAAACUUUGAUGCCUUUGUCGAACUCGCUACACAAGCUCAUUCAACUUCGUCUGACAUGCAGUUAGUGGAGAGGCUUAAUGCCCACUGUGCAGCUGCUGGGUUGGAUGUGACUAACCUCAAAAUCACAGAUGUGGUAACACCUGCGGAGACGAAAACAAACAUGGACGAUACUUUUGCGGUGCGUGGACGCUCCCGUGCUACUUCACUAGUAAACGAUGACUACUUCACGUCACCAGCCUUGAAAAACAUUACUGGCCCUGAAUUGCGUGCGCGCACAGCGGUUUUACGGGUCUUAAAUAACAAAAUUCUUCGAGUGCUCCCGUUUAUUGCAAUUCAGCCUAACGAUGGGAGUUCUACUCAGCCAAUUGAAGUGGCUCGGAGCAAAACCAAUAGCUCGACCGAGUUUCUUUCAACGAGUCUGAAAUUGCGCUCGUUACGGCGAUUACUUUUUACGAGCACUAAACGUGCGUUUUGGGAUGACGUGUUACGUGCGACGACCACAAGUACUCCGUUACCGUCUGAUGAGUAUGAGGACCCACGUGAGAUUCGAGUUAUCCGUAUUAAUCGCAUUCAGGCACAACCCGCAAAGCUGAGCUUGCUUUCGCAACCUGGUGAUCGCUUGCGUCGCUCGGUGUUUGGACAACUUUACAGAGAAAUGCGUGCUUGGAACGACAGUUUCUUUCGCCGAGCAUAUUGCGGAAAGGGCCAUGGCGGCCAACGUCGUGCAUUUAAGGUUAAAUUUCUGGGUGAAGGUGUAAAUGAUUACGGUGGGCCAUAUCGCGCUGUUUUUGAGCAAAUUGUGGACGAAUUGCAGAUGGACAAUGUCGAACUAGUAAAGGGUGAGCAAGGCCUGCUUCCCUUGCUGAUCCCGUGUCCGAACCGUCGAAGCGCCACCGGCAUCAAUCAGGAUAAAUUUUUGCUAAACCCAUCGAGUGGCACCGCAUUACUUGCGAAUGGACCGAUGGCGCUGGAUUUGCAUCGCUUUCUAGGUAAGCUUAUCGGCACCGCAGUGCGUCAUGGUCUACAGAUGGGACUAGAUUUGCCGUCACUUGUGUGGCGGCCAUUAGCAGGUCUUGAAGUCAGCCGUGCCCACCUGGAGAGCGUUGAUGUGGCUGUGGUCAAUAAUCUGAACCGCAUUGAGGCUCUCGACACUAAUAUGGAGACAGCAGCUCAAGAAGCCGCCGAAUUGCUUGGGUAUCUCACUAUGUCGACAACCUUAAGUGACGGCGUUGAGGUCCCGUUGGUUCCGCUCGGUGAAAAGAUGCCGGUGACGCUAGCAAAUCGCGAACUAUAUGUGCAACUCGUAGAAAAGACACGACUAACCGAAAGCCGCCAACAGCUUGCUGCAUUGAAGGAUGGUUUAGCCUCUGUGCUACCGAUGGAGCUAGCACCCCUGUUCACGCCGCGUGAACUCGAAGUGUUGAUCUGUGGACGCCGUGAAGUAGACGUCGACCUGCUGCACCAAUGCACAGAAUACAGCGAGGGGGCUGAUGAGGCGAUGCCGCACGUGCAACAUUUCUGGGAGGUACUUCGCGAAAUGACAAGUGAAGAAAGAACGUCCUUUUUGCGAUUUGUGUGGGCUCGCAGCCGAAUGCCGAACAGCGCAAAGGACUUUCCAAUGAAUUUCAAACUUCAGACCGCUCAAGAUCCAGGAGCUUCUAGCCAACCAGAUCUGUACCUGCCUCAUGCACAGACAUGUUUCUUUGCUCUACGACUUCCGGCAUAUACAAGCAAGGAAGUGCUGCGGACGAAACUGUUGUACGCUAUUCAGAAUUCGCCCAAUAUGGACGCUGACGUAAGGUUGCAUAAUGCUGAGGGCUGGGCAGACGCUUAA